Messenger RNA from Olea europaea var. sylvestris, 759 nucleotides. RefSeq lists its product as uncharacterized. The coding region runs from base 185 to 481 and encodes 98 amino acids. The record is from RefSeq and is a predicted model, not a curated record. NCBI's taxonomy places the organism in Eukaryota, Viridiplantae, Streptophyta, Magnoliopsida, Lamiales, Oleaceae. The transcript has 3 exons.
GUUCAUAAUAGACCGGAUCUCGAUGCAGUGGUGGAUCGGUUUGACCCAACCAAUAAACCCGUUUUGCUGUUACCUACCAAUAUUUGAAAUUUUUUGUGACGUGAAUACAAGCUAAACGAACGCACAGCUUAUCACCUGCAUCGACGACCAGAAUCCGUGGAGAAAAUUCGCGGGGUGGAGUGAAAUGACGAGCUAUCUUUGGAGGAAACACGCGGAUUAUUUGCACACAAAGUGGGAAAAGACGAUUCUUUGGGACAUGAUUGAGCCAUAUAGACGGCCAAAAUCCUUCACCCCCCUUGUUACUAUCUAUGUAUUUGCAUUUUAUACGGGAGUAAUUGGCGCUGCUAUCACUGAGCAACUUUAUAAGGAGAAAUACUGGGAAGAGCACCCUGGUCAAGCUGUACCCCUAAUGAAGCCAAAGUUUUAUGGCGGACCUUGGAGGGUAGUGAGAGGCGAGGUUCCUGUGUUCAUAAAAGAGUAGCCUGUUGGCUUCGGGUUUUCUCUAUCUCAGAUGGUUGAACGGCAUGGAUGUGCUUAUGCAGUGAGGGAACUGAAAUGUUAGAACAGUUAUGCAUUAUUCUUACCAUUGGACUUAAGAAGAUAGGUUUUAUUGGCUUCUUUUACGUGUAACACUAUUUAGAAUGGAUGUCUACAUCUCUUGUGAUGCCUAUGUAUAUCGAUUGGCUUACAUGCUUUGGUUUAUUCUGAUGACAGUGAUUGAUCCUGUUUAGUUAUAAAAUAAAACAACUUUUGCCUAGA